Messenger RNA from Pyricularia grisea, 1277 nucleotides. RefSeq lists its product as uncharacterized. Gene Ontology annotation, biological process: endoplasmic reticulum to Golgi vesicle-mediated transport. Lineage: Eukaryota; Fungi; Ascomycota; Sordariomycetes; Magnaporthales; Pyriculariaceae. Gene Ontology annotation, cellular component: nucleus; cytoplasm; TRAPP complex. The coding region runs from base 230 to 721 and encodes 163 amino acids. The record is from RefSeq and is a predicted model, not a curated record. The transcript is spliced from 2 exons.
CAAAAACUCCACAGCUGUCCGUCCCGCGACCGCGUCCAUCGUCGCAAUCCCGAGUUGCCCAUCGCAAAACGGGGGCCACGCUUAUUGUUGAUCUGUUUGUCCCCCCCUUUUUUUUUAUUGACCAAGGAGGCAAAGAAGAAUAAGCCUCUUUACUUUCCCCCUAUUGAAAAAGAAUCUGCAACAAAAGUCGGGCCCCCGAUGUUCGGCACCACCUGAUCCCUCCUCAACCAUGUCAUACUACUUCGCCAUCAUCGGGACGCAGGACAACCCACUGUUCGAGUAUGAAUUCGGCACCUCCAAGCAGGGCGGCGACGGCAUGGCCCGGUUUGCCGAAGCGUCGCGCCACAUGAACCAGUUCAUUCUACACAGCAGUCUGGAUAUCGUGGAAGAGGCGCAAUGGAACACCGGCCAGAUGUAUCUGAAAUGCGUCGACAAGUUCCUUAACAGCUACGUCUCGUGCUUCGUCACCGGCGGCAACGUCAAGUUCCUCCUCCUCCACCAGCCCGUCAUCGUAGGUCAGCAGACGACCGCCGCCACUCGCAACUCUAUCGCCGCGAACCCGACGAGCGCGGCAACCGAGGAAGCCAUCAAGAGCUUUUUUAUGGAGGUCUACGAGAACUGGGUGAAGGCCAUUAUGAGCCCCUUUUACAAAGUCAAUAUGGAAGUUAGGAGUCCCAUCUUCCGCGCAAGAGUUGCUGCCGCCGGGAAGAAGUACCUCUGAGAGGUGGAAUGGAAUAUGAUGCCUUAGAAACGUGCCAAGAUCGUGGGAUUUGUCGAGAGGGACAUGGUGAUAUGAUUAUAUUCAGUGCUGGCUUUGGUUUAGCUACCUACUCGACUCGUGUACAGGUGCAGGUUAAUGCGUGGUGCUAUCCACCUAAUAAGCAUGACCUGUGGAACAAGGCUCAACACAAAGAGAACGCAAUUUGUUUUCACAGAUAAAUAGUCACAGAAAUUCAAGAUACCCUUUUCUGCGUUUCAACCAAGUCAAUCAAUCAAGUGAAUUAUAUCUCGCGCUAACAUUAGACAUUGGCGGGUCUUUGUAGGCAUUCCAACACGCUGAACAUGAAACAGGUCAUCAAAGUUCCAACCUCAGAACCAGUGGGUAUUCAUCUGUUGUUUAUUUGGUGUGUUUCAUAAUGACGCGAAGGCCAAGAAGUCCUUCUUCGAUUGAUUCCCUUGUGAACCGGUAAAAUAGUUUACCAUCGCCGUAACGCCAGUAGUCCUGUAAUUGCCCAACCCGAACGCGAAAAAUGCAAAAAACGACAUGCUCGUGAAUA